UUUACUGUGUUUAGGUCCUUGUUUAUAUGAAUUAAAUACAAAUUUGUCGAUUUAAUUUCUACACAAAACCAAGUUAAUGUAGAUGUUUUAUUCAAAAAGUCGUUUACUACAAAUUACUAGAGCAGAAACAAAUUAUCUUACAAAAUUAGAGCAACCUUAAAAAAAUGACACGGACAUUUGUUAUUAUUUACAGCAUUAAAUUACAGAACUAUAUAUACUGACAUUGUAUAUCCAGAAUACCUUAAAUACUUUCCCUGAUAAACAAAUCCAAAGGAUACCUUCAGAUAUGGGGAAUGAAACCUCAAAAAAGUCUAAAAAGUCCUAUGCCUUCGAAAUUAUAGAUGAGCGCGAUGAACUUAAUCCAGAAGACGUAAAGCAAAUCGUUGCAUCAGAAGCUGAUAAUGCUAUUUGUUCAAUUGAAACAAACACUAAACUUAAGAAUGAACCACCUCUUCCUGAUACCAGCCCAACAGAACUAGAUGAUAAUAAAGGUCUGGAGGAACCAGAAAAUAUAAAUACACAUCACUCUGAAAAUGAGCAAAAAGAAAAUUCACCACAUUCAAAUGAAAAGUCAAAAGAAAAUGAAACAGGCAAUAAUGUAACUGAACUAGUGGAUACUAUCCCAAUCGAGACAGACACUGCUACAGUCGUCCAUUCGAAACUAUCUUGUCAGAAUGCGGAGGCUGCAGAAAAACUAACAUCCGAGGAAGUCAACCACGAAAAUCAAAAUACAGGAGAAUGUACGUCAGGCGAAAUUAAGGACGAAGAAAAUAUAAGAAUUAAAGAGAAGAAAAAGUCCAAGAAAGAAAAAGAUUUUACAAAGCGGAAAGAAUCAAAGAAAAGGGAAAAAUUAUCAAAGAAGGAGAAAAGGGUUAGCAAAAAGGUUUCACUAAAAGAGGGAAAGGAAACCAGUAAUAUGAUAGUAAACGAAAAUUACGCUAAUGUCAAUUAUAUUCCUUGUCAAGACACAAUAGGUUUUGCUAAACAUAAAGAUGACGGUGAUAAAUUUCAAGAUGAAGUUAACAAAGAGAAUGCAAACGAUUCAGCAGAUAUUAGUCAGGUACAAACACAAUUUGGAAAUAGUUCGGUAUUAGCUUCUAUGGUUACAAUAAUUACCGAACAAUCAGACGAAAUCAAAAACAUCGACGAACAGAGAGAAAAAAUACACGACGAUAAGCUUGAUGCUACUUUAAGUCCAACGAUUUCUUCGACAGAUACAUCUACAACAAUCGAUGGGAAAAUGGACAUGAACCGAAAGUGGUCAGAACAGAAUUCAGAAGUUCCACAUAAUAGUAGCGUCGAAGAGGAAAACAAUUUAGACUCAAAUAUCAAUAUUAAGAUAGAAAGUCCAAGCAAAGAAGAUAAAAACUACCUUCAAGAGGCAUUCGACCUGAUUGAUGCAGCACAAAGUUCAAUUCCUUCUACAACUGCAGAAAACAAUGAAACCACGCAUGGUGACGGUGAUCCGAAAGCAGAUAUAACUCUGUCAGCGAGAAUUAGACGAGAGUCUCAAACAAUAUUAGGUGAAUCAGUCAUUGAUCAUACCAUUUCUGAUGAAUCGUACAAAAUUUCAAAUGCUGAAGAUAACCAAUUAAAAACAAGCGACACGGAUAAUAAUGGAACAGCUCAGAUUCACCCAGAGCUGCCACAAAAUGUUGUAAAUCGGAUAUUUAACAACAAUAACAACACUAUUACUGAAGUUGUUAGUAAUGGAGAUAGUGUUAAUAUAACGAUUACAACAAUCAACAACCUCAGCGAUGGAGUUGAUGAUACGGUGGUUCUCAGUCAUGUUGCAUCAACAAUGAACAAUAAUCAAAAUGAGAGUGUUAAUGAGACAAUUGUUUUGAAUCCUUCUACCUCAACCAUUAACAGCAACUCAAUUGUUAGUGAUGACACUGAAACAACAGAUAGAAGAGUUUCAGAUCAGUCAAGUAUAAUUAAAGAACCAAAAGAAACAGGUCGAAGCUAUGAAAGUGAGAAUGCCAAAUUAGACACUGACAUCAGCAGUGUAGCUACAGAGGAAAGUUUAAAGAUCAUUCCUACUGAUAAUCAAAACAAAACGAUUAAUGAAAAUAACCCUGAUGACCAAAUUUUAGUGACUGAGAAUGAUGUUUCAGAAAGUAAAAAUGGUAAUGAUGAUUCAGAUAUUAAUAUUUUAAAGAAAUCUCCUAUGGUAUUAGACAAAAGUGAUGAAUUUGAAAGAAAAAAGAACAAAAAACAAAAGGAGGAAGAAAAGAAAAAACAAAAAGAAAACAAAAAGAAACAAAAAAGUACAAAGAAAAAAGCGAAAACAGAUAAAGAAAAGGUAGUAGAUGAAAGUAAUCUUGAGACUCCAGUAAGUAAUCAGAUAUUGAACUCAUUUUGCGAGGAAACUGAUGAAAACAGUAUUAAAAGUCAAAAGGAAACAUCAACCUCAAGGGAGAAUGGAGACAAAAAGCUAAAAAUUACUCUUUCAAAAUCUUCAAGUAAAUCUGAUGAUGAAAAAAAGAAGAAGAAAAAGAAAGAAAAGAAAGGCAAAGGCAAAACGAUAACACCGUCAUUAGUUGAAACUCAAAGGGAGAUACCUAUAGCUAAUAAAGGUAUUUUUGAUGAUGUCCCAAUAGAAAUAGAAGUCAACGAUGAAGAUGUUGUUUCUCUGUCUUCUCUCUCUUCAGAUGAAACAGAUACUUCAAAAUGCACUGAUGAUAAGGAAAUUACACUAAAAGGGAAUUCGAAAGAAACGAAAACGGACUCUCAUCUACUUAGUGUGAACGAAGCUAACACUAGACCAAAGAGUGACGAAUAUGUUACACUAAGUGUCAUUAAAAAUAAUAAGGAGAAUCCAACUGUUAAAACACAACAGGCACAAAUUGAAGAUACAUCUGAAAUAAUUGAGUCCCCACUGAAUAACGCAAAUAAUGAAGUAACUAAACCUGAUGUGUUAAACGAUAUUCCCAAAACACCAGAAAUUACAUCUGAUAUUUCAACUUCCGACUCUCCUACCUUUGCGGAAAGUGAAAAUUCAAACCAAAAGAUAAAAUCAAAUAAAGAAUCUAAAAAGAAAAAAAGAGGUUCAAAAUUGUUACUCUUUCGCAAUAAUUCUGACGUUUCUAAAGUUGAAAAGGAUAUUGCGACACAAGAAGUUUCAUUUGAACAAGAUCCAACAACUGAUUUACCAAAAGAGAGAAGACGGUCAUUUUCAGAAUUUCUUCGACCGGUCUUUGGUAAUAUAUUUUCCAAAACAAGUUCUACCUCAUCUACAAAAACAAAACAAAAAAGGACCGCUUCAAUAGAAGAUCAGCAGCCAAUAGAACAAAAAGAUACAGGAUCAAAGGAAUGAGCAAUACCCUGAAAUUACUGUAUACUUCUACUGGUGCAUUUCUGUUUGUUGUUGUUGUUGUAUUCUAUGUUAUGAUGUUUUUCAUUUUUCUGUUGUUUUCUGUGGCGAAGGAGUGCAAAAUUAUGGCCAUCGUCAAAAUUGAAUAUCCAAAAUUGUAAAUAGAGAAAAAAUUGUAAUCACCUAUUCAGACGACAACUACUUAUUUUACGACGUGAAAAGCGCGCCAAAAUUUAAAGGGUUAGUAUGACGUCUUACCAAACUAAUUUUACAUAAGCGCAUUUCCCCCCGUAAUAAAAGGGGUUAUUUUUUCUACGUGCAAAUUUCUUAACAGUUAUUUUGGCUACGCGAAGUUUCCCGUGGAAACAUGUUAUUUUUUAUGCAAAUUUUAUUUGGGGUUACUAUAGUCAAGUAUAAUAAUACUUAUUAUGAUUCAAACAGGUAUAAAGUUGUAAUUUUUGUUCGAAAUAUUAUUACCAUAUUCAAAAUGUUCUUAAUUCUAAAAUAAAUAGGUUGGGUGUACAUAAUUCACUUUUAAAUUGAAUAUAUGCGAGAGUGUAUGUGGUGUGUGUCUGGGUAAUUAUGUUUGUCAAUGAAUGACUUGUAUAUUAAUGAUUCACGAUCAAUAUGUAAAUGUAAAUUUCAAUCUGCAUAAUAAAAAUAUAAAUUGUA
Molecule: messenger RNA, 3988 nt
Organism: Mytilus californianus (California mussel)
Lineage: Eukaryota; Metazoa; Mollusca; Bivalvia; Mytilida; Mytilidae
Product: myb-like protein X
Exons: 7
Coding region: 287-3319 (1010 amino acids)
Source: RefSeq, a predicted model, not a curated record